Colletotrichum paranaense is the source of this 1383-nucleotide messenger RNA. RefSeq lists its product as uncharacterized. The transcript has 2 exons. The record is from RefSeq and is a predicted model, not a curated record. Gene Ontology annotation, biological process: D-serine catabolic process. Lineage: Eukaryota; Fungi; Ascomycota; Sordariomycetes; Glomerellales; Glomerellaceae. Gene Ontology annotation, molecular function: D-serine ammonia-lyase activity. Bases 1 to 1383 code for a protein of 460 amino acids.
AUGGCUAUUCCACAGCGAAUCGCGCCCUCUGCCGAGACUCUCAGGGAGUUCUACGUCGGCAAGGAUGUGAGAGACGUUCCGAAGCCGGCAGUAGUAUUGGAUGCGGCCAAGGUCAGGACGCACUGCCGGUCCAUGUUGGAAGCUGUCGAUGAUCUGGGAGUCGGAUUUCGAUUCCAUGUUAAGACUCACAAGACCAGAGAAGUCACAAAGCUCCAGGCAGGCGAGAAGGCAACAAAGAUCAACUGCAUCGUAUCAACCGUAGCAGAGAUUGAGCAUCUCCUCCCAACCUUCAAAGAGUACAAAGACGCCAGCCGCCAUGUCAACGUCCUCUACGGCGUUCCCCUUCUCGGUUCCCAGAUUGAGCGCCUCGCCACAUUAAGCCAAGAGCUCGGCAAGGACGGACUCACGGUCCUUGUCGACCACCCUUCCCAGCUAGACUCAAUUAGUCGGCUCCAUGAUCUAAGCGGUCUCCCAGUGGGCGUCUAUCUCAAAGUAGACACGGGAUAUCACAGGGCAGGGCUUCCCGCCACGGCUCUCAACAAGGGCGGCCUGCUAGAGCAGCUUAUGCAACUGGACGCGCAAGGCAAAGCGACCUUGGUGGGGCUGUACUCACACAGCAGUCUCAGUUAUAAGGAUGACACCGCUGACCAAGCGAUGCACAAUCUCGCUGGGGAGAUCGAGGGCUGUCUGGAAGCCCUCCACGCCAACGAAAGUCUCCUCGCGGCCAACGCCUCGAGAGAAAUCACUAUUAGCGUUGGCGCGUCUCCUCAGGUCACGGCCAUCGAGAACCUCACGGGCGCCACGGCGAUCAGCGGGUCCGGCGAAGCGCGUCUUCGGGCGGCUAUCGGCAAAGUCCAAGCUGGGUCGCCGACUGUGAAGUCGACGCUCGAACUCCACGCCGGGGUAUAUGCUUUCCUCGAUAUGCAGCAAAUUUCUACCCAUUCGCGGACUGCACUAGGGAGCUAUGAAGACGAGGUUGCCAUCUCCGUUGUAGCCGAAGUUUGCAGCGUCUACAAUGAUGGCGAGCGGGAGAGGCCAGAGGCUCUCGUCGCUGUUGGUGUGCUGGGUCUCGGGAGGGAGCCCUGCCCUUCUUAUCCGGGCUGGGGCGUCGUCGGGCGGCAGCCCGAGUUUGAAGCUGCGGGAGAACGGAGGCUUAUCGUGGAUAGGAUCAGUCAGGAGCACGCUAUUCUCUCGUGGGAGGCUGACGCUGGAGCGAACUCUGAUCUACCGCAGAUCCCGCUCGAGGUUGGUCAGUCUGUCAGUAUCUACCCAAACCAUGCAUGUGUUACCGGUGCUCUGUAUGGUUGGUACCUUGUAGUCGACUCGAGCAAGUCUAGCAAGACCGAGAUCGUGGAUGUUUGGGUUCGGGGAUCGGGGUGGUGA